Sinocyclocheilus rhinocerous is the source of this 3278-nucleotide messenger RNA. It is a transcript of the gene il1rapl1a, whose product is annotated as interleukin 1 receptor accessory protein-like 1a. Gene Ontology annotation, molecular function: interleukin-1 receptor activity. The transcript has 12 exons. Lineage: Eukaryota; Metazoa; Chordata; Actinopteri; Cypriniformes; Cyprinidae. Gene Ontology annotation, biological process: signal transduction; negative regulation of exocytosis. The record is from RefSeq and is a predicted model, not a curated record. The coding region runs from base 351 to 2456 and encodes 701 amino acids.
AAAGCAUCCCUCUGACCGACGAGCGCACGGCGCGCCACGGAAUGCGCAGGAGCGACCGACUGUCCGCUGGACGAGGGCGCACGGUCAAGCCAUGGGUCCUUCUUCGGCACCUUUGAGUUCUUAAUGCAUUAUGAUGUCCUAAAGUCAUAGAGACCCUUGGAAAUCCUUUGAAUUCUCUUCAAGGCAGCGUCUGUAUUGGAAUAAACUAUUAGCUGGUGAAUUUUUCUGUUCGGAUGGAUGAUUUGGUCAGAUUCCUCAUUCAUCGUGAUGCGCGUUCAUUCCUUUUCCAAGUGUCUUAUUGACUGACCGCGGAUCAAUUUUUGGACGUGGGCUGACGGCUGGAGAGGAAGAUGACAGCUCUCAACCCAGUGCUGUUCCUGCUCUGCGGUGUCUCUGUGUCUCUGACUCUGAAGGUGGUGUCAAAGAGAGGCUCAGUGGACGGCUGCACUGAUUGGUCCGUGGACUAUCUGAAAUACCGGGUGUUACACGGAGAGCCGGUGAGGAUAAAGUGUGCUCUCUUUUACGGUUAUAUCAGAGCCAACUACACCCAGGCACAGAGCAUUGGGCUUAGUCUGAUGUGGUACCGAAGUUCUGGGUUGGGACAUGGUGACUUCGAGGAACCCAUCUCCUUUGAUGGGGUACGCAUGAGCAAAGAGGAAGACGCCAUCUGGUUUCGGCCUGCCGAGCUGCAGGACGCCGGUCUGUACUCCUGCGUUCUGAGGAAUUCCACGUUUUGUAUGAAGGUGUCUAUGACUCUGUUGGUUGCUGAUAAUGACACAGCAGGAUGUUAUAACUCAAAACUGCGCUACACUGAGAAAGGAGAACUGGGCAAGAGUAAAGACAUCUCCUGUCCUGAUAUCCAGGAUUUCGUUCAGCCUGGAGAAAAACCGCAGAUAACGUGGUACAAGGAGUGUAACGUGCAGCAGUGGAGGAGCAGCGUGCUGCAGACCGCAGACAUGCUCUCCAUACAGGAAGUGAAGGAGGAUGACAUCGGCAACUACACCUGUGAGCUGGUUUUUGGAGGCUUCCAGGUGCGGAGGACGACCUAUCUGAGCGUGACAGCUCCUCUGACUGAAGAGCCCCCCAGGAUUCUCUUUCCCUCUGAAAACAAGCUCCUCACCAUGGAUGUGCAGCUCGGAAGCAUGCUGAACCUGACAUGCCGAGCCUUCUUUGGGUACAGUGGGGACAUCAGUUCGCUUGUUUACUGGAUGAAAGGAGAGAAGUUCAUUGAGGACAUGGACCAGAGUCGCAUUCGAGAGAGUGAAAUCAAGACGGUCAGAGAACACCUGGGUGAACAGGAAGUGUCCAUUACUCUGACCGUAGAUUCACUGGAGGAGGUAGAUCUGGGUAAUUAUUCCUGUUAUGCGGAAAACGGCAACGGGAGAAGACAAGCCAAUGUACAGAUUGGGAAACGAGUGGAGCUGAUGUACACCGUGGAGUUGGCUGGUGGACUGGGUGCGAUUCUUCUGCUGUUGGCUUUGUUAUUGUCUGUGUAUAAGUGCUACAGGAUCGAGCUGCUGCUCUGCUACAGGCAUCACUUUGGUGGGGAGGAUACAGACGGAGAAAAUAAAGAGUAUGAUGCAUACCUGUCCUACAGUAAGGUUGAGCUGGAUCAGUGGGGUCAGGAAUUACAGGAAGAGGAGCGCUUUGCUCUGGAGAUUCUCCCUGACGUCCUGGAGAAACAUUACGGAUACAAACUCUUCAUCCCUGACCGAGAUCUCAUUCCUACCAGCACGUACAUAGAGGACGUGUCCCGCUGCGUAGACAUGAGUAAACGCCUGAUCAUCGUGCUGACCCCGAGCUACGUGUUGCGUCGCGGGUGGAGUAUAUUUGAGCUGGAGUCCCGUUUGCGCAACUCUCUGGUUUCAGGGGACAUUAAAGUGAUCUUAAUCGAGUGUGCCGAUCUGCGAGGACUCAUUAACUUCCAGGAGGUGGAGGAGUUAAAACAAUCCAUUAAAUGCCUGAGCGUGGUGCACUGGAACGGCCCGCAGAGCAACAAGCCUGGCUCACGCUUCUGGAAGCAGCUCCGCUACACCAUGCCAUACCGCCGCCCCCAGCAAACCCUCACCAAUCACGCACUGGACGCCAGCGAACCCAGCCCCUUCGCCGACCUGCAGACAGUCUCGGCCAUCUCCAUGGCUACGGCCACGUCCGCCGCCUUGGCGCCGGCUCACCCCGAGCUGCGCCCGUCCCUGCGGAGCUCGUACCGCUCGCACUCGCUGGCACGGCAGAAACACUCGCACUACCGCAGCUACGACUACGAGCUGCCCUUCACGGCCGGAGGAACGCUGCCGCCCCAGCACACCUACUGCAACCUGCCCCUCACCCUCAUGAACGGCCAGCGGCCCGUCAACAACAAGACCCUGCGCCAGCACAGCCUGGAUGAGCACCACGCCAACAACGCCAUGCUCCCGCUGCUUCCCAGAGAGACGAGCAUCUCCAGCGUCAUCUGGUAAACACAGAGAAUCCGAAACACGCACGGUUUGGGCCACCUGGCACACGGGGGACUAAAUAAGCUGGCAUACAGCACAGGACACGAUGAGGUUAGUGGCUUCCUGUGAGCGGAAUGAUUGUUCUGUCCACGCUAAUGGGUCUGAGGAUGUGCGUCUUCUUUUGGGCAUUGAUCCGGUGGCGAGGGACGUUGUAGUGCCGUAUCUGUAGGCGUGAACUGAGCAUAUAAAGUCACACCACAUGGAGGUAUACAGGGUCUCGUGUAGAUGUUAGCGUUAUAUUUGUAGCACCGCUGUCUUCCUGUCUCCAUGUUGGGUUUGAUCACGCCAUCUAUUUUUACUCGUUAAUGCUUGAUGCUUUUCGUUUUGUCCCUUCCUUAUUUUUUAGGUUUGACAUGGACUUUUGAUUGAGAUUUUUUGAUUUUUCUACCUUCUUUUGAAAUGGACAGAAAUAUUCCUCGUUUGAUUUUAGCUACUGUCGUUUUUGCUCGGAAGCUACUGCGUUUUGUUCCGUCCCUCUUUCUGUUGUCCGAUGUAAGCUGCUGUGUGACUCAGAUACAUGCUGGCAUGUUUCACAGAGGAAUACAGGCCUGUAUACUCGCAUUCUAGUAUAGAGUGUCAAAUAACUCCGCUUGAUAACAUACCAUAUGAUUUAAUAAAUGCCCAAAGUCAACAUGUAUUUGUUGUAUCUUGUCUAGAGGUUUUCCUGAUCUAGGGGUUUUCACUUAUGGCAGCAUGUACUGACUCUAAGGGGGAAAAACACAAAGCUAGAAUCAGAACCAAGAGGUUUGACAGUAAAAAGAGGUCGAACUGUAUAAAAAAAAGAAA